Messenger RNA from Dalotia coriaria, 540 nucleotides. RefSeq names its product RNA-binding protein nanos (gene nanos). Gene Ontology annotation, cellular component: perinuclear region of cytoplasm. Gene Ontology annotation, molecular function: mRNA binding; zinc ion binding. Gene Ontology annotation, biological process: oogenesis; negative regulation of translation. NCBI's taxonomy places the organism in Eukaryota, Metazoa, Arthropoda, Insecta, Coleoptera, Staphylinidae. The coding region runs from base 1 to 540 and encodes 179 amino acids. The transcript has a single exon. The record is from RefSeq and is a predicted model, not a curated record.
AUGACUAUACAAGCACGAACACCAGAACAAAAACUCUCUGAUGAUAUAAAACAACGUCAGGAAUUAGAAUAUCAAACUAUGAGUUCUAUUUCUGAUGAUGAACAUAACCUACAACGUAUUCGUGCGAUUCGACAGGAUAACCUCAUGAAACUAUGGGCUGUGCAUUCAAUUAUUAACGAUAAACCGAAUUUAUUAGUUGGGAGUGAUGUGGAUAAUUUGGGUAAAAGUUCUGCGAGUGGUAAUGUAAUGAAAAAACAAGGUUCGUCGCAUUUGUCAACAGGAAAGAAGAAAUUUUGUACUUUUUGUCAUAAAAAUGGAGAACCUGCGAUUGUUUAUGAAGAUCAUAGUGUGAAAAAUUGGCAGGGGCAUGUUACAUGUCCGAUUUUGCGGAGGCACAAGUGUGAGAUAUGUGGCGCCACUGGUAAGUAUGCGCAUACAAUAAGGCAUUGUCCGGAACAAAAUGGCGGGAAAGAAGGGAAACUUCCGGUUUUUAGAGUUUUAGCCAAUGGGGCUAUAACAUCAUCACACAAUCACAAGUAA